Molecule: messenger RNA, 669 nt
Organism: Vicia faba (fava bean)
Lineage: Eukaryota; Viridiplantae; Streptophyta; Magnoliopsida; Fabales; Fabaceae
Source: the annotation of a GenBank genome assembly
AUGGCGGAAUCCACGGGCAAGGGAUCCAAAAAGAAAAUCGCAGUUUUGGAACACGAGCGAGACGCGUUAGCAACGGAGAACGCAAAGAAGAACGAAGAGAUCAGUAAAAUGAAGGAGGAGAUCGAGAAAUCACUCAAGGAUUCGGAGGAAUCAACGGCGGAGUUGGAGGCAGAGACAACGAGGCUUCUUAAAGAAAUGGUGGAAACGGAAGUGGAGGUGGAGAAACUGAGAAAGAUUGUAGAAGAAAAAGAACACAAGAUUGAUGUAAUUGAAAAAGAAGGAAAAGAGUUGAGACAGGAGAAUGGUGAGAUGGAAAUGAAGGUUAGAGAUUUGGAGAGAAAAAUAGGAGUUAGUGAAAUGAGAGAAGCUGAAGAGAAUAGUAAGAGAGUUAGGGUUGAGGAAGAGAUGAAGGAAAAAGUUGAUGAAAAAAGUAGACAGGUUGAGGAAUUGGAGAAUGUUGUUAGAGAGAAAAAAACUGAGUUAGAAAAAUGGUUAAAAGAGAAUAGGAAUUUGGAAGAGAAAGUUAGGGUUUUGGAAUUUAGUUUAAUGAAUAUGAAUGUGAAGGAGGAUGAGAUGGAGAUGAGUUGGCCUAUUGUAGCAGCUGGAUCUGUAGGAGGGAUGGCUAUGGUGGCUGUUUUGAUACGUUUCUUAUUUGGGAAAAAGAGAUGA